Molecule: messenger RNA, 3099 nt
Organism: Paramecium pentaurelia
Lineage: Eukaryota; Ciliophora; Oligohymenophorea; Peniculida; Parameciidae
Source: the annotation of a GenBank genome assembly
AUGUUAUAAAUCGAAGUUAUUUGUUUUGGAUUAGCCAUAGAAGUUGAAAGACUUUAAACACUUACAUAAUAACUUAAAUUAGACAUUGCUCAAUUAAAUCAAAUCAAUAAAGUCCAUCUUAAUACAAUUGAUUAAAAUACUAUUCAUAUCCAACAUCUCACAAGAAAAUUAGAUGAAAUUAAUAGAACAAAAAAUCAACUAGAUUAAGAUUAUAAUCAAUUGAAAUAACAACAUGAUUAUGUUAUUGAUAUUAUUUCAUAAAUAACAGGAGAUGAGUUGACAUUAGAAGAAUUGACUGAAUUAAUUGAAGAGCUUAAAAGAAGAUCUCUCAAAUAUGAUGAGAUCCAAGAACUUCUUAAUGGACAAGAUAUAAAUGAGAUUAUUUCUAAAUCAGAACAGUUCAUAAUCUAGUAUAAUAUCAACCAAGAAUUAAAGGAUUAAUUAGAGUAAUAUCCUCAAAUUGUUAUAAGUCUAAAUCAAGAUAUAUAAAAACAAAAACUAGAAAUCUAAAAUCAAAAAUUAUAAAUCAAUCAGUUAACAGAAUUAAAUUCUUAACUUCAAGAUUAAAUAACUUAGUCAUUAUUAGAUUAACGUCAAAAUUCGGAUUUAUAUAAUUCUAACUAGAAUUUAAAUUCCACUUAAUCACCUAAACAAGAAUAAAAUGAAAAAUGGUAAAUUGAAUUUAAGAAUAAAUUAAUCUCUUUAGAAUAAUAAAAUAAAUGUUUAAAAGAAGAAAUGCAAUCCAUAACUAAUCUAAAAAUACAAAUUGAAGGUAAACUUAGAAAUUCUCUUAUAGAUUAAAAUAAACUUUUAUCUGAAAAAGAAAAGUUAGCAAAAGAAACUUUCUAUUUAGUUAGCUUAUCUAAUAACUUUAAAACACAACUAUAAAAUAAAUAAAAUACUAUUAUUGAACUAACUAAUCGAAUCUCGUCACUAGAAAAUUAAAUCAAAAAUAAAGAUGAAAUAUAAAUAAAUUAAAAUAUAGACUUAGAAAAUAUUAAACAAUAAGAGGUUUACAAUUUAAAUUAAUAAUUGACAUAAAAAACUCAUGAAAUCUAAGAAAUAAGUCUAUAAAAUUUAAGAUUAAAUGAUGAAGUGCAAAAACUUAGUGAAUAACUUAAAAAUUCAUUGAAAGUGAACAAACAUUCAAAAGAAUUUUCUCAAUAAAUAGAAAUAAUACAGGAUAAAUUACUUUAAAAUAAAAGUAUUAUGUAGAUGUAAGAUAAUUAAUUACAACUGUUAUAAUAACAAUCUAUUAAUGAUAAAAAAGAAUUGCAAUAACAUUAUUUAGAAAUUAUUGAUUAAUUAAAUAAUGAUUCUUCAAAACUUAAAUUAUAAUUAGACUAAUCUUAAAAUAAAAUUCACUAAUUGGAAGAUCAAUUAUUUCAAGUUAAAUCUGAAUUUAAAUAAAUUAAAAAUUUGUUAGAUUCAAAAGAGAUUGAAAUAAUUAAAUUAAGUGGUUUUAAUAAAAAGAUCUAAGAAUCCAAUGAUAAACAUAUUUAACAAAAUUAAGAGUUAGAAUAAUAAAUUAGAUAAUUAUAGUUUAAGUAUAACUCUUAGUAAAAAAUUAAUCAAGAAGGUUCUAGAUCAUCAGAAUAUAUGAAAUCAUAAGUUUUAGAUAAAGUAAAAUCAGAAAACCAAUAAUAUUAAUAAGAUAUAUAUAAAUUAGAAUUAUUAAAUCAAGAAUUAAUUUAGUAAAUGGCUUCAAUGAAAUUUGAGAUAAAUAACUAUUAGAUACAAAUCACAAAUUUAACAAUGUAGAUUGAAAAUGAAUAAUUUCAAUAGGCAAAUGAAUUAUAUAUAAAAAAUAGUUAAAAUAAAUUAGAACUUGAAUAAAAAAGUAGAUUAAUUACUCAACUUGAAAAAAUGAUUGAAGAAUAAAAUUUAACUAUACAAGAAUAAAUUAAUAAAAUUUAAAUAUUUGAAAAUGAUAAUCUAAAUUAUAAAAAAGAAUUGAAUGCAUAAAAGCUAUCUAUUGAUGAAAAAGAAUUAUUCAUUAGGUAAUUAUAAUAAGAAUUACACUAAUUAAGCAAUUAAAUUAGAAAAAUGUAAAAAGAAUUUGAUAUAUUGUAAGAAAUAAAUUAAAAUAAAAUCUAAGAAAAUAAUGAUUUAAAAACAUAAAUAACUAAUUUAAGGAUGGAAUAGAAGGUUGAAAAUGAAUAAAUUAAACCUCAAUUAUUAGAAGAAAUUUAGAGUUAAAAUAAUGAAUUGUUAAUAUAAAUUUAGGAAUUAAAUUAAUAAAUUUAUGAUAAAAGCUCUCAAUUAGAAUAAAAAUGGCAGUUGAUUGAUAAAUUUAAUUUGAAAAUUAUGAAUCAGAAUGCAGAAAUAUGUUAACUGAAAUAGUAAGUAGUAAUUUAAGAAAAAUAAAUCAGAUAAUUUGAAAACAGUCUUUAAACUUCAUAAUAAAGAUGCGAAGUAGAAUAAAUAGAUAAUUAAAAAAUGAAUGAGAUAACUUAAUUAAAUAUUAAAUUAAGUUAAGUUAUUGAUGAAAAAGAACAAAAAAUACUUAUAUAAAAAUAAGAUUUAUAAGUAUUAUACAAUAAAUUUGAAGAAAUGGAAUAAAUCAAUAAAAAUUUAAUCAAUUAAUUAAGUGAAAAAAAAUCAUUAUGUUCAUCUCAAUCAGAUUAAUUUUCAAAAUCUCUUAUAUCUUCAGAUACUCUCUUCCCAUAGAACAUUGAAAAUGAAUAUUAUUAAUAACUCUAAAUAUUAUAAAAGAAAUACGAUGCUAUUCUUAAAGAAAAUUCAAUGUUGAUUAUUAACUCUCAUUAAAUAGAAGAUUAUAAAAAUAAAAUUGCAUUGUUGUCUUUGGAAGUUUCAAGAUAUCAUAAUUCCUAAAAAGGAUUGUUAAAUUAAAGUGGGAAUCCAAAAAAGGAAGAUAAUACUAUUAAUAAAACAAAAAGUUUAAGUUAAGAAAGGGGAAAUAAUUUAAAAACACAACAAAAUGUUGAUAACAACUAUAAAGAACGUGAUUUAUUUUGCUUGAUAGUUUUAUUGUUUGCAGAAAUUGAAUCUCUAAGAACUGUAGAUGAUGAAAAAAAAAUAGAAGAUAAAUCAAAAGUAUAACGAAUUAUAGAUUAUUAUCGUUAAAAGCCUUAAUGA